GUGGAAACAGAGAUGUCUAAACUUCUUUAACAUCUUUAUUCCAGGAGGAAAUCAGCAAAUGAGUGAUGAUGGAUGUAAGGGUGAUCUACUGCCUGCUUUUUUGGGCUGCACACUUCUUCAUGGCUGUGCCAUACACCACUCCCAGGGUUCUUGGUAACGAAUCAAAGACUGGUUAUGAGCAAGAUGCCUGUAUAAAUCUCAUUCCCUGCCAAGAUAAUGGAGCAAUUUGUAUUCAGCCUUGCUCUCCCUCCUUCCAUGGGGAGACAAGCUUUGUCUGUGAGGACAGAAAGUGGCAGAUGCUGUCAGAUGCUUGUGCAAGCCUGGAUGUUCAGUCCCUUUUUCAGAGGAUAUCCCAAAGUGAACUCCCAUGCUCUGGAGGACACCUUCCUUUUUUAGGAGGAGGAAAGCUAGGGCCUGGGAAACUUGGAGAUGGAGCAAAACAUUUUGGUGCUGGGAAUCAUAGCUGCCAAGCUGAUUUUUCGUGCAUCAUCCCAGAUAUCCUGUCUUCACCAGCCAUCCCAGGAAACAUUGCUGAUAUAGUGGAAUUGCUAAAGAAGAUUUCCCUGCUGCUAUCAGAGAAUGUCACCAGAGGAAAAAUGCAGAGCUACAGCAGGAUAGCAAACCAUAUUCUGAAUAGCUCCAUCAUUUCCAACUGGGCUUUUGUGAAGGACAGAAAUGCUGGUUCAAUAUUACUGGACUCGGUGAAUUUAUUUGCUGGGAAACUUCUUCUAAGGAAUGGGUCAGAAAGUAUCCAGGAGCCCUUCAUUGCCACCAAAGGCUACAGCAUACACCGAAACACUUCAGGAAAGAGCUUUGACUUUUCCAUGGAGUUCAACAGCACAGGCAAUAUUACUGGCCACGUGGUGAUUCCAGAGCAGGAGCUGCUGAGGUUGCCCAGGGCUUCCAAAGCCAUCAGCGUUGCAUUUCCAACGCUCGGAGCCAUCCUGGAGACGAACCGGCCGGACCCCGCUGUUGUGAACGGGAUGGUGCUGUCGGUGUCGCUGCCAGAGGAGCUCCAGAGCAUUUUGCUCACCUUUGAGAAGCUGAACAAGCUGGAGCAGGUGGGGGCUCAGUGCGUGGGGUGGCACUCGGCCGAGCGGCGCUGGGACCCGCGGGUGUGCCAGGUGCGCGCACACAACGCCAGCGCCGUGGUUUGUGUCUGCGCCCACCGGCGCCGCACCUACGGAGCCUUCUCCAUCCUGAUGGCCCCGGCCGUGCCACGGAGCUCCCUGCUGGACUACAUCACACGGGUGGGCCUGGGGCUGUCCCUUCUCAGCCUGGUCAUUUGCCUCGUCAUCGAGGCCGUGGUGUGGCAGCACGUCACCAAAACUGAAAUCACCUACAUGCGCCACUUCUGCUUGGUCAACAUCGCUGCCUCACUUCUUAUUGCUGAUGUCCUCUUCAUCCUGGCAGCCAUUGUGCACAAUGCAGCCCUGAACUACCAGCUGUGUGUGGCAGCCACUUUUUUCCUUCACUUUUUCUAUCUUGCCCUGUUUUUUUGGAUGUUUACCCUGGGUCUCUUAAUUCUCUAUGGAUUAUUAUUAAUUUUUUUUAAGAUUACAAGAUCUGUGUUCUUAGUUGCAGCAUUCUCUAUUGGAUAUGGAUGUCCCUUGGUCAUAUCUGUCCUCACUGUUGCUAUUACUGUACCAAAAAAUGGGUAUUUAAGGAGUGGAGCUUGCUGGCUCAAUUGGUAUGAGACAAAAGCGCUUUUGGCUUUUGUUGUACCUGCCCUAAGCAUCAUUGUGAUGAAUCUCAUUGUGGUGGUCGUGGUUGUGGUGAAGACUGGGAGAUCCUCCCUUGGAGAAGGCUGCAAGUCACAAGAUUUGAGCAGCAUGAUCCGAGUCAGCAAAAACGUUGCCCUUCUGACACCUCUGCUGGGCCUCACCUGGGGCUUUGGCUUAGCCACAAUCAUCGACAGCCGCUCUCUGGCCUUCCACGUCGUGUUUGCGCUGCUGAACGCCUUCCAGGGAUUCUUCAUCCUGUUGUUUGGGACACUUCUGGACAGAAAGACAAGAGAAGCAUUAAGGAUGAACUGCUUUUCAUCAAGGCGGAAGUGGGGUCUAGAAAAGUCCUAGCAGUGGCUCUUGUCUUCAGUGGAUUUGAGCAGUGAGAAGAAAAGGAGCACUUCUUGCAGAGAGAUGCUGGUUUGAGGGGAGCUGAAGAGCCUGGCCAGCUCAGAGCAUGGACAGCCCUGUCUGGGAGCACAACCACAGGAAGCAUCAUGAAAACCAGAAGAGAAAAGGCCCUGAACCUGCUGUCAGGAGAAGGAAACCAUCAGUGUUGCUGCAGCCCUUGGAGGAAACAGGCUGAAACACAAAGCUUGUUUCUCACCUUCCUGAAAACUGCUGUGAGGAGAGUUUGUCCUUGUUUGCCAUUUCAGUGCUUCAGUUCUUUCUCCUUUUCUUCUUUUCUUGUUUUCUUUCUUUUUUUUUUGGCAGUGCAAUGAGGAGCUGUACAGUACAUGGAGCUGUUCUAAAAUUAUUUAAUUUUUCAUGUGGUGUACAAAUGUUGAGCAUUAUUUAGCUGAUUUUGGUUGUCUUUUGGGCAAAGCUGAUUCUAUUUGUUGCUACUGCAUUCAUCAUUUCCAUUUGUUCUCCCAGAGUGAUGGACAACUCUGUUUCUGCAUUGCAGGAACACUGUUCUCUCCCUCCCAAUAUUUGUUGUCUCCAUCUCAGUACUUGUACUUGUGUGUCAGAGGAAUUGUACAAAGCCCUUUUCUGAUCUGCCAGGACAGAAUUUUCAUUCUUUUGCCUGCCCUGCAGGACAAUGACAGAGAUGAACAAGAGAGAGGACUCUGCAAAUAAUCAGUUUCCCCCUUUAGAUGUGGGAAAGCAAGCAGAGCUGAAUCAAAUGAUGGAGAUCUCCUGUGCAAUGUCCUAGCAAAGGAGAUUAUUUCUGCACGUGAGAUGGGGUGUCUGGACAGAAAAUCUGUCCUUGUUCUGAGAAACCCUUUCCAAUGAGGGCCUUGAUAGAAGCAUUA
This is a messenger RNA of Melospiza georgiana, 2980 nucleotides long. RefSeq names its product adhesion G protein-coupled receptor F4 (gene ADGRF4). The record is from RefSeq and is a predicted model, not a curated record. NCBI's taxonomy places the organism in Eukaryota, Metazoa, Chordata, Aves, Passeriformes, Passerellidae. The transcript is spliced from 8 exons. Gene Ontology annotation, biological process: cell surface receptor signaling pathway; G protein-coupled receptor signaling pathway. The coding region runs from base 66 to 2075 and encodes 669 amino acids. Gene Ontology annotation, molecular function: G protein-coupled receptor activity. Gene Ontology annotation, cellular component: membrane.